AUGAUUGGGGGAGAGUCCAUACGCCUUCAUUCAUCAGGUUUGAUUUCUGCAGUAACAAAUGAAAUCAGCAAUAAGCCGACUGGAAGAUGGGAUCCAAAUCAAGAUACAACUUCCACCACCCUAACAGAGGACCUCGAAGGAGAGGUGUCUUUCAUCACAACAGCACCCACUAUGACAUUGUUGAACCACCACCCACUUUUAGAAGGGAUUCUUCAUGAAAGUAUCAUGAAAAAGGACUUCCGACAUCUACCAUCUUACUUUUCUAGAAUCAAACAAGUGGAUAAUGAUUUAAAAGACAGAUUGACUGCACUCAAAACAAGGAUUAAUCUGGCACAUGGAGACCCUUUAUCAAAUUCCCAUGAUGAUUCUUCUACACCUACAAUGCCUCUUAAUCCAUCUACCAUGAUAAUGGACACCACUUCUAUUGUCACUGAAAAUGGAAGAGAAAUACGGGACACAGUCUCAUCAUUCCCAGUCCUGGACUCUCUGCCAACUUUGGAUUCUCAUGCUGCACUCCAGACAGAGAAGGGUAAUCCUUAUUAUGCAUCUCAGCAAGGCUUAGGCCACGUGGAACCAUUAUCAAUUGCUCAUUCCUACUUUCCCACUGCCACACAAGGCAGCAGGGUCCCAUCUGGUUCAACUGAAAAUACCAAUGGAUUUACACCAGAGAGAAAGCAUACAAAAAAGACUGUAUCCAGGAUAUCACCAUCCCCAUUGAGACUGAAUGAAGAAGAAGAGGAAACUACUACCAGCACCAUUAUUACCACAACUGUUACAACAACAGUGCCAGUAUCAGAACCCUGCAGUAAAAAUUUUACUGCUCCUGAAGGCAUUCUCCGGUCUCCAGUUUAUAGAAGCACUCUUUAUUACACCGGCCUUGACUGCAGUUAUACUAUCUACGUGUAUUCCGGUUAUGGAGUUGAAAUUAAAGUGCAAAACAUCAGCCUGCUGGAAGGAGAGUCAGUAACAGUGGAGAGCCUAGAAGGGGUGGAUCCCGUCAUUCUUGCCAAUGAAUCCUUUCUGAUGAGGGGUCAAGUGAUUCGAAGUCCGACCAAUCAGGUCAUGGUGCAUUUUCAAAGUUUACAGCCAUCAAACCUGGGCACCUUUCGAUUUUAUUACCAAGCCUAUGUCCUGAGCUGCGGAUUUCCACGAAGACCGGCUUAUGGCGAUGUAUCUGUGACUAGCUUGCACCCUGGAGGAGAAGCAUAUUUCUACUGUAACACAGGCUACCAGUUACACGGUCCACACGUCUUAACCUGUCUUAAUGCAACAAGGCCAUUCUGGAGUAGCCGAGCUCCUCAAUGUAUAGCUGACUGUGGCGGGCUCAUAAGAAAUAUCACUACCGGACGUCUGGUGUCACCCAACUUCCCAGGAAACUACAGCAAUAACCUGACCUGCCACUGGGUCCUAGAGGCUCCUUUAGCACAACGCCUCCACCUGCAUUUCGAGAAAGUCUCCCUGGCUGAGGAUGAUGACAGGCUCAUUAUCCGAGAUGGAAAUACCAUUGACUCCCCGCCUGUGUAUGACUCUUAUGAGGUGGAAUAUCUUCCAAUUGAAGGUUUACUCAGUACAGCUCGACACCUUUUUAUAGAACUAACAACGGAUAGCAGCGGCAGCUCCACGGGGGUGGCACUUCGUUAUCAAGCCUAUGAGCAAGGACAUUGCUAUGAACCUUUUGUAAAAUAUGGCAACUUUACAAGUAGUGAUCCGACCUUCGCUGUUGGAACCAUUGUGGAGUUCAGCUGUGAUCCUGGAUAUACACUGGAGCAAGGAUCCACUAUCAUUGAGUGCCAAGAUUCUGGGGAUCCCCAGUGGAAUGAGACAGAACCUGCAUGCAGAGCUGUCUGCAGUGGGGAGAUCACAGACACUGCUGGAGUGGUUCUGUCACCCAACUGGCCAGAAGCUUAUGGUAAGGGGCAGGAUUGCAUCUGGGGUAUCCAUGUAGAGGAGGAGAAGAGAAUCCUCUUGGACAUACAAGUCCUGAAUGUUGGCAAGAGUGACGUUCUCACUUUUUAUGAUGGUGAUGACUUGACAGCCCGUGUCCUGGGUCGAUACACGGGGACCCACAAUCGCUUCAAAAUCUAUACAUCAAUGGCUGAUGUCAUCAUCCAGUUCCAGACAGAUCCCGGCAGUAAUGUCUUUGGCUACCAGCAAGGUUUCAUCAUUAAUUUUUUUGAAGUAGCAAGGAACGAUACAUGUCCAGAAUUACCAGAAAUUCCCAACGGAUGGAAGACCACAUCGCAGUCUGAGCUUGUCCAUGGCACUGUCGUAACCUAUCAGUGUUAUCCAGGGUAUGAGAUUGCAGGAGCUGAGCUUCUCAUGUGUCAGUGGGACCUUACAUGGAGCGGAGACCUUCCGUCAUGUGAAAGGGUGACUUCCUGCUCUGACCCUGGAGACGCAACUCACAGUCGCAGAAUUCUUUCAAACGCAAAGUUUCCGGUGGGCAGCACAGUGCGGUAUGUGUGCGAUAAGGGCUAUGUUCUCACAGGAAGCACCACUCUAACCUGCUACAACCGCCAAGCCGGAGUACCCAAAUGGAGUGACCGUGCGCCAAAGUGUGUCCCUGAAAAAUAUGAGCCAUGUAGAAACCCAGGCACACCGGAAAAUGGUCACCAGGAACCUGAGAGAAGAGCGUACCAACCAGGGGACGCCGCGAGAUUUUCCUGCAAUUCUGGAUACACGCUGAUGGGAGAACACAGUAUAAAGUGCAUUCCCGGACACCCAUCCCAGUGGAGCAGCUCCCCGCCAACCUGCAAAGCUUCAUAUAAGGAAUUCCUCAGCAACCAGGGAGCUGAAGCUGUGGAGAAGGCAGCAGCUUCAGGCAUCCCAGUAGAAGGCACACACAUCCUGCUGGCUGUCUUUGUACCCGUGAUCAUGGUGGCGCUUAUGAUCUCCGCCAUCUACCUAUACUUCUCCAAGCUACAAGGAAAAGCUCUUUUGCACCUGCCCUUCUCGGUAUCGCCUCCUUAUGAUCAAGUCACUGUGGAGUCUGCUUUUGAAAAUCCCACAUUUGAGACAACAGACACAAGAGAAUAUGAAGUAUCUAUAUAGACAUACAAGCAGCAUCAGUCUUGGGAGAGACCUGGAAGAAUACAGCAUCUUGUUACUGUCAAAUGUGAGAACUUCCCUGACUCUUUGCUUCUUAUUUGGAUGAACUGAGCAUUUUACCCCAAAACAGGAGCCAUUUACCGCAAUGGUGAAACUUCAGCCUCCACAGCGAUCUACAACUAAGUUGACGUUCCC
Molecule: messenger RNA, 3243 nt
Organism: Bufo bufo (common toad)
Lineage: Eukaryota; Metazoa; Chordata; Amphibia; Anura; Bufonidae
Gene: SEZ6
Product: seizure related 6 homolog
Exons: 18
Coding region: 1-3051 (1016 amino acids)
Biological process (GO): synapse maturation; regulation of dendrite development
Cellular component (GO): dendritic shaft; endoplasmic reticulum; dendritic spine
Source: RefSeq, a predicted model, not a curated record